GUGAGUGUAGGCUACACCAUUAUGGUGGACCUUUUUGAGACCAAUACUUAUUUCUUUAAUGAUUUGCGCUAUCUCGAGGGAGAUCAUGGACCAUUGCAGCACUUUGACAUUGCGGGGGUGUCCCCUUUGUACCAUGGAAAUGACAGCCCAUUGUCGCCUGGUGGGGAUCCGUCCGAAACUGGAUGUGACAGCAGCGGAGAGGAACAUGUCCUCGCACCAGCCGGUCUUCAGUCGCACUGCGAGGGACAGUGUCUCAUUUGGGCGUGUAAGGUUUGUAAAAGAAAGUCGGCACCGACCGACAGGCGCAAAGCGGCAACUCUCAGGGAAAGAAGGCGGCUCAAGAAGAUCAAUGAAGCAUUCGAUGCGUUAAAGAAAAAGACCGUUCCCAAUCCCAACCAGCGGCUGCCCAAAGUGGAGAUUUUACGCAGCGCCAUCAACUACAUCGAGAAAUUGCAGGACCUGUUGCAUACCCUGGAUGAUCAAGAAAAAAAGCCGCCAAAUGGCUCAAAUAACUGUCACGCAAAAGAACACCAUGUGUCUAAUAAGGAGUAUCAUUGGGAAAAGACCUGUCACAACUGGCAGACCACAGCUGAUCAUUCCAAUGCACCAAUGACAAAUCAGAGGCCAGGCUUACCAGAGUCUUCAGCAUCCACCAGCCUUCUUUGCCUAUCCUCCAUUGUCGACAGCAUCUCAAGUGAAGAGAAGAAAUCUUGCAAUGAAGAAGUAUCCCAAAAAUAGUGCAUGAUAUGUUGGAAUGUUGUAGCGUGCAGGAGUGACAUCAGCAUUUCACAUUUCCAUCGUCUCUUCCUAAAUGAUUUCCAUUUCUUUAUCAUAUGUUUUAGUUUCCAUUUUCACGUAUCCGUUUGUACAAAUUAAUGGGCAUUAUGUGUUCACUGUUUUCUUAAGAAAAAAAUACUGGUAUAAAGGAGGUGUAAAGAAUGACAAACAUUUUUACUUUAACCUUUUAUUUCCCAAAUUAACAUUUAAUAAUUGUAAAUAUUUUAUAAUAUAUUAACAACUAACUUAUUUUAUAUUCAAAAGGGAGAAAAUACUCAAGAGAUUCAUUAUUGUAUUUAAGUAUUUAUAUGAACUGACCAACACAUAAAUUGUAAGCAUUGCAGCCUAUACAAGGCAUCUACAGUUCUGUUUUGUUCAUCACUAACUAUGCACUUCAUUAUUUAUUUGAAAUAAUUUUCAGGUAUUAUAAGAUUUAUUUUGUUUUGAUACAUUUUGAUAAAUACCAACUAAAUUGUAAACACUAUGGCCUUGACACGUGUAGUGAAAACCAUGCAAUUAAAACCUCAGCAAUGGUA
Esox lucius (northern pike) is the source of this 1313-nucleotide messenger RNA. It is a transcript of the gene myf6, whose product is annotated as myogenic factor 6. Gene Ontology annotation, molecular function: RNA polymerase II cis-regulatory region sequence-specific DNA binding; protein dimerization activity; DNA-binding transcription factor activity, RNA polymerase II-specific. The record is from RefSeq and is a predicted model, not a curated record. The transcript is spliced from 3 exons. NCBI's taxonomy places the organism in Eukaryota, Metazoa, Chordata, Actinopteri, Esociformes, Esocidae. Bases 22 to 738 code for a protein of 238 amino acids. Gene Ontology annotation, biological process: muscle organ development; regulation of transcription by RNA polymerase II; positive regulation of myoblast differentiation.